Molecule: messenger RNA, 4518 nt
Organism: Arachis duranensis
Lineage: Eukaryota; Viridiplantae; Streptophyta; Magnoliopsida; Fabales; Fabaceae
Product: putative disease resistance protein RGA1
Exons: 8
Coding region: 80-3571 (1163 amino acids)
Biological process (GO): defense response to other organism
Molecular function (GO): ADP binding
Source: RefSeq, a predicted model, not a curated record
CUCUCCACUCAUUGCUUGCAACCCCUUCCUUCAAACACUCUGUUUUACUUUCAUCUUUUUCCUUCGGCACUUGAGAGAGAUGGCUGAACAAAUCCCCCAUGGUGUUGCCACUUCACUCAUCAACAAGAUUGCUUCACUUGCCUUUCGUGAAAUCGGGAGGAUCUAUGGAGUCAUGGAUGACCUUGAGAAGCUGAAGGACACUUUGGAAUCCAUCAGACUCGUGCUUUCUGAUGCUGAGCUCAAACAAGGCCAGGAUGCUACUGUUGCCCACUGGAUCAAAAGGUUCAAACAAGUGCUCUAUGAUGCUGAUGACUUGCUUGAUGACAUCUUCAUCAAAGACUUGCGCCGCAAAAGAAUGAGUCAGGUGCGUGGCUUCUUUUCCAAAUCUGUGAAUCCAAUUCUUUUCCGUGCUAAGUUAGCUCGUAAGAUUGAGAAUAUUCGAAAGGAGUUUAAUAAUGUUGCUGAAGAGAUGUCUAAGUUGAACCUGAAUCAGAGUUCGGUAAUUCUUAAGCAAGAUGAGUGUGCGUGGAGGGAAACAAGUUCUUCCGUUUUGCAAUCAGAGAUAGUUGGAAGGGAAGAGAAUAAGAGUGACAUUGUUAACUUGCUGAAGCAAACCCAUCCAAACCAAAAUGUUUCUUUAAUUGUUGUUGUUGGUAUGGGGGGUUUAGGCAAGACAGCCCUUGCUCAGCUCGUGUACAAUGCUGCUAAAGACCAGAAACUCUUUCAGAAAUACAUGUGGGUGUGUGUUUCAGAAGAUUUCAAGGUGAAAACUGUUUUGAAGAAGAUGCUGGAGUCCUUGGGGAAGGACGCUGGUGGUGACUCAAUAGAGGCCCUACAACAGAAGUUGCGAGAAGAAUUGAAUGGGCAAAAUUAUAUGCUUGUGCUUGAUGACGUGUGGAAUGAAGAUCAUUCAAAGUGGAGUGAUUUAAGAACUCAUUUGAUGUGCGGAGGUCAAGGCAGUAAGCUAUUAGUAACGACUCGUAGUACAUUGGUUUCUCAAGCAAUGGGUAUUGACGAGCCGUAUGUUUUGAGAGGAUUGACAGAUGAGCAAUCAUGGACAUUGCUAAAGAACCUGACAUUUGGUGAAGAUAGCAGCAGAAUGAGCUCUGAAUUGCAAACAAUCGGAGAGGAAAUCGCAAAGAAGUGUAGAGGAGUGCCAUUGGCCAUCAAAACAGUAGGAGGCUUCCUACGGAUAAGGGUUGAAGAAGUUGAUGAAUGGUCAAGUCUUUUGCACGGUGAUAUUUGGAGGUUAUGUGAAGAAGAGAACAGUAUCAUGCCGGUGCUAAAUUUGAGUUACCGAAACUUGCUUCCUGAACUAAGACAAUGUUUUGCUUUUUGUUGUCUAUAUCCAAAGGAUUCGGUAAUAAAAAAGGAUGAAUUGAUUGAAUUGUGGAUGGCUCAAGGUUAUCUUGCAAGUCCAAUUGAAACGCAAUCUACGAAAGAUGUAGGUAAUCAAUAUGUCAAGAUUUUGUUAAUGAGAUCCUUUUUUCAGGAUGCAUCAAUGGAUGAAAAUGGUCAUAUCAGGUCGUUCAAAAUGCAUGAUUUGAUGCAUGAUCUUGCAACGUUGGUAGCUGGAAAUGAUUGUUACUUACAUAUGGAGGGAAAAAGAAUUGUUGGAAGACCCAUGCACGUGGCAUUUGUAACUAGCACAGAUUGUUCAUUGGAUGUGUUUGAUGUUAGCAAAUUACGGACAAUCAUCCAUUGCGUGUUUGCUACCAAUUUAGUAGCCAAACUGUCUUUUAUGGGAAAACUGAAGUGCCUCCGUGCUUUGAAUUUGUCAUUUUAUUUUAUCACUCAGCUGCCAAAGUCUAUUGAUAAAGUCAAACAUUUAAGAUAUCUUGAUCUUUCAUACUCUCGAAAUCUAAGAAGUUUGCCUGAAUCGAUUGGCAAUCUUGUUUGUUUGCAAACAUUAAAACUAAAAGAUUGUGAAUCUUUACUUAGUUUACCUGAAUCGAUUGGCAAUCUUGUUUGUUUGCAAACAUUAGAAGUAAAAGGUUGUAGAUCUUUACUUAGUUUUCCUGAAUCCAUUGGCAAUCUUGUUUGUUUGCAAACAUUAAAAGUAAAUGGUUGUGGAUCUUUAGUUAGUUUGCCAGAGUCAGUUGGCAAUCUUAUUUGUUUACAGUCAUUGAUAUUAAAUGAUUGUUGGAGUCUUGUUUUUCCAACAAAAAUGAUUACAAAAUUGAUCAAUUUGAAGAAGCUCCACAUUGAACGUUGUAAAGCCUUUGAAGACAGCAUGCCAGUAGGAUUGGGGAAAUUGAUUUCAUUGCAAUCCUUACCAAGAUUUGUAGUAGGGAAUAACAAAGAAGAUACAAGUGGCAAAUUGAAUGAACUGAAAGAGCUUGUUGACCUCAGAGGCAAAUUGACCAUUGGUAAUUUGGAUUUGGUAAAGGAUGCGGCAUCCGAAUCUCAAGAGACAAAUAUGAGAUCAAAGAAACACAUCCAAGACCUUUCUCUGUUAUGGGGACCAACGUCUCCUGACUUUUGGGGGCUAAUGUCUUCUAUGUUAUGGGGGCGAAGAUCUGAUUCUAGUGAAUAUGAAAUAAGAAAGAGUGAGAGCUUGGUGUUAUUGGAUAAUCUUUGUCCCCAUCAGAAUCUGAGAUCAUUAGAUGUGAAUGGCUUUCCAGGAGUGAGGUUUUCAGAUUGGCUUAUCUCGCUAAUUCAUGUUGUUCGCAUAUCUCUCAGCUAUCUUCCCAAUUGCAAACAUCUCCCACCUUUGGAGAGACUGCCUUGUCUUCGUGAGCUCGAGCUUAAUUAUAUGGAAUCGCUGGAGUGGAUGGAUUGUUAUGAGAAUAUUGGUGAUGUGUUCUUCCCAUCUUUGGAGAAACUCGUAAUCCAUGGCUGUGAGAACCUGAGGGGAUGGGAGAAGAAUGCAAAUGAGACUCAAAACCAUCUUUCUCUACCUCCUUUUCCCCGUCUCUUAUAUCUCCAAAUUGAUUGUCCAAAGUUGACCUGCAUGCCUCCUUUCCCACACCUCGUUGAGUUGGAGUUAGGAUGGGGUAGUAGCGUGAAGCCGAUGUUGGAAAGAUGUAUGGUUAAGCAUGACUCUUCAUCCAUCUCUCCUCUCUCUCAUCUCAAGCGCUUGCGGCUUUCGAGAGUUACAGAUAUAGAAGCAAUGGCAGAGGACUGGAUGAAAAACCUCACAUCGCUCCAGAGUCUCGAACUUAAUGGAUCGUCAGCCAUUCAGAUUCUGUCACGAUACUUGCAAUAUCUUCCUUCUCAACUUGAAAACUUGGAGAUAAGUUUCGAUGACGAGAAGCUUGACCUCUGGAAACACACACAAGGUCGUGAUCCUCCUCAUGCGCUCUCUUCUCUGCAGACAAUCUGCUUCUCCGAUUGUGAGAACAUGAAGGCUAUACCAGAGCAGAUUGGCAACCUUCAAUCACUAAGGCUUUUGAAGAUUGCGAAUUGCCCUAAAUUAGAGUCAUUGGAUGAAGCUGACCGUUGCCUUCCCAACAUACACACACUACAGAUCUAUGGUUGUCCAAUCCUAAAGCGCAAAUACGACCCUGAAUGUGGAGAAGAUCGGGCCAAGAUAGCUCACAUCCCAGUCAUAUCCAUAAGCUGGUAUUGAUCCCCUGAAAAGGUGGCAUGCAAAGGAAGUUACAUUCAGCUACAAGCCAAUUACCACUAGCUUCAAACUUAUUUAGAUCGUGUCUGUAAAUGCAUAGGCAUGGCUUAAUCCUUCACAUUUCAGUUGUGGCAUCUUAAAGUAGCUAUGGAAAAAGAAGAGGAUUCCAACUUAGAAAAUAGAAAGAUGUUCUUAUGAUGAAUAUUUACAUCAAGAUUAUUUCCAGAAGAAGCAUCAGAGAUGGAUUAAGAGAAAUGUUACUGGUAUUGAACUACUUGAUCUGCUUCAGGCGUGGAACACCUCUGAUGUCAUCACCUCUCUUAAUUUAGUUGGAGCUCCUUCCAGUCUUUGCAAUAUUUGCGGAGAAAGAAAAGUUCUUGGGCAAUGAUAUAUAACUCACUAUCCAACAGAGCGCCCGUCCUUAGAAGAUUACUGGGUUUGGAUUCUCAUAUUGCCUCUUCAUUUUCCUUGUUUAUAAUUAAAUUUGCCGUUCAAGCAAGAGCAUUAUCUGGCUUCAUGUGAUAACGAUUACAUGACUAGUUGGAUCCAUAUAUGGUUUUGGGGCAUCUCCCCCUCCUGAUGGCCAUGCCGAAGGGAGCGGGUAGAGUUGCUGGGUAGGUUAUUUCAAGGCACAGUAGAGAUUGCUUUAUUUCUUGCUUCAUGUGAAAGAUUUUCCUACAUUUGAUUUCAGGUUGGUGAUUAUGUAAUAUGGGUUGUGGCUAUUAGAGACGCAACAUGGUAAUAGGAGGUUGGGUAUGAAUUUGCAUGUGUGUUCAUUGAGAUAGGCAUAUUGUACGGGAAUUUAUUGUUCAAACUUCCCAUUUUUGUGUAUGUUGUUCUAUGAUCUGUGAUGUGAUAUCAUAAACUUUGAUGUAUCACCUACUGUGUUUCCCUCUUGUUUUGGAAGCACACUUUAUCUAUAUCUAAAACGAGGAUUAUCACAAUUCGAA